GUUUAGGUGACAUAAAAAAUUGAUGAAUUAAAUAUAAUCGUGUGCUGAGAUCGCAGUUCUCUAUUUAUGUCUUGGCAGAUCUUCCAACUACCAAUCACAAACGAAAUGUUCUCUUUCUCCAAGAACUAUUUCCUGUUCUACUUCUCAUUCAUUGUUUUAAUAAUUUUUCUCAGUGUCAAAUGGAUUUCAACUCGUUUAAAAACUAAGAAAAAUUUACCACCAUCUCCACCAAAGCUUCCGAUCAUCGGAAACCUCCACCAAUUAGGGUUGAGCCCCCACCGGUCUCUCCGUGCCUUGUCAAGAAAACAUGGUCCACUCAUGUCGAUGCACUUUGGCAGUGUGCCUGUGCUUGUAGCCUCCUCCCCUGAAGCAGCUAAAGAGAUCAUGAAAACCCAUGAUUUAAAAUUCUGUAAUCGACCCAAGUUAAGAAUUGUCGACAUAGUUGUGUAUGGCUCCAACGACAUUACAUUUUCUCCUUAUGGAGAGUAUUGGAGGCAAGUGAAGAGCAUCGCGGUAGUCCAUCUUCUAAAUACUACACGAGUUCAGUCAUUCAGACAAACGAGGGAAGAAGAGGUGGGACUUAUGAUUGACAUGAUCGAAAAGAGUUCUGGUUCUGUAGUGGAUCUAAGUGAGUUACUUUUUAGGCUUGUGAAUAACAUUGUAUGUAAGGCAGCUCUAGGGAGGACAUACCCUGGGUCGAAGUUCGCGGACUUGUUGGAAAGGUUUGUGUGGGUGUUGGGUGCUGUUAGCCUUGGAUCCUAUAUCCCAUGGUUGUCAUGGGUAGACAAAUUGAGUGGUUUAGAGGGGAAAGCACAUAAAGUUGCCAAAGACUUUGAUGAUUUUCUUGAAGGUGUUGUUGCAGAACAUGUGGAUAAAAGAAGAGGGAUGGAUGUGCAUGCUCAAAGUGGUGAAGAUCAAGAUCUAGUUGACAUCUUGUUGGAUGUAAAAGGAGAUAAUACAACUGGAUUUACCUUUCAUAGAAAUACCGUUAAAGCUCUCAUCUUGGAUGUAUUUGCAGCUGGAACUGAUACUACAUUCGCAAGUUUGGUAUGGUCAAUCAGUGAGCUACUUAGACAUCCAAGAGCAAUGGAAAAACUAAAACAAGAAGUAACCAAAAUAGCACAAGGAAGAUCCAUGAUUCUCGAAAAAGAUUUGGAGAACAUGCAAUAUCUUAAAGCCGUCAUCAAAGAGACACUACGAAUGUAUCCUCCAAUUCCUCUACUUAUUCCUCAUGAAUCAACAGAAGAUGUCAAACUACUUGGAUAUGACAUUCCAGCAGGCACACAAACAUUGGUCAAUGCGUGGGCAAUAGGAAGAGAUCCUACAGCAUGGGAAGAACCAGAAGAGUUUAAGCCUGAGAGGUUCUUGAAUAGUUCCACUGAUUACAAGGGGCUUCACUAUGAGCUGCUUCCAUUUGGUGGUGGGCGAAGAGGGUGCCCUGGAAUUCCAUUUGCUACAGUCAUCUUUGAGCUCGCAUUAGCAAAUGUGAUAUACAAGUUCGAUUUGGCAUUACCGAAUGGAGUCAAAAAUACGGAUUUGGACAUGAGAGAGAAAUUCGGCAUUACGCUCCAUAAGGAAGCUCCUUUACUUGUUAUGGCAACUACUAGUUUCAAGUAGUUGCUUAUAUAUAUUAUGUAACUUUCAAUGGAAUAUAUCACAAAAUAUAUAGCAAUUGUUUCAAUGGCAACAACGACACAUGUUUCACAAGA
This is a messenger RNA of Lactuca sativa (garden lettuce), 1709 nucleotides long. Its product is annotated as cytochrome P450 Tp4149. The record is from RefSeq and is a predicted model, not a curated record. Gene Ontology annotation, molecular function: oxidoreductase activity, acting on paired donors, with incorporation or reduction of molecular oxygen; iron ion binding; monooxygenase activity. NCBI's taxonomy places the organism in Eukaryota, Viridiplantae, Streptophyta, Magnoliopsida, Asterales, Asteraceae.